AUGUCUGAAAUCUCAAUGGGCUGCGUAUUGGGGCAACAUGACUCAUCUAGAUGGAAAGAACAUGUCAUCUACUAUCUAAGUAAGAAGUUUGCGGAUUAUGAAACUCGAUAUUCUAUGUUGGAGAAGACAUAUGGAGACGUGAUGGCUCUAUCUUUAAAUGAUGGAGAAAGGGAAGCAAAGGAAAGAUGUACUUUGGUGUUUGAUGGGUCCUCCAACAUGGUGGGCCAUAACAAUGAAAUCAGAAAGUUGCAAGUAUACGGUGAUUCUCAAUUAGUGAUUUGUCAGUUGAAUGAUGAAUGGAAGACUAAAGAUGAGAAAUCGAUACCAUACCACCGAUUCAUUAAAGAGGGGAUGAAUUUGUUUGAUGACAUCGUGUUUGAUCACAUCCUAAGGGAAGAGAAUCAGAUAGCAAACACGCUGGCAACACUAGCUUCAAUGUUUGACCUAUAUCCUAACGGGCAAGUUCAAGUCAUAGAGAUUGAAAAAAAGGAGAAGUGUGCUUAUUAUUCGAAUAUAAAGAGGGAGUCGGAUGGAAAACCAUGGUUUCAUGAUAACAAACUAUAUUUAGAAAAGAAGGAAUACCCAGAAAGAGCAUCAGAAAAUGACAAGAGGAUUCAUCAAAGAUUGUUCGCAUCCUUUAUGUUGAAUGGCAAUGUUCUGUAUAAGCAAAGUUCUGGGAUGAUUUUGUUGCGAUGUGUGGAUAUAGAUGAGACAAAUAUGAUAAUGAAAGAAGUGCAUGAUGGGUUGUGUAUAACUCAUUCUAGUGGCUAUGCCAUGAUGAGGAAAAUAAUUUGA
Molecule: messenger RNA, 795 nt
Organism: Tripterygium wilfordii
Lineage: Eukaryota; Viridiplantae; Streptophyta; Magnoliopsida; Celastrales; Celastraceae
Exons: 3
Coding region: 1-795 (264 amino acids)
Molecular function (GO): RNA-DNA hybrid ribonuclease activity; nucleic acid binding
Source: RefSeq, a predicted model, not a curated record